CACUCCCACAGCAGCUGUUGCUGGGGCAGGACGCCCAAUGUCCCAGUCUUGCUGAAGUCUGCUCGAAAUGUCCCUGGUGAGCUUCUGGCCCCUGGGGAAGUUCAGGGGGCAGGUCUGGAGAAGGGGAAGUAGGAAGGGAUGUGAAACUUGGCCACAGCCUGGCGCCACUCCUGCUGGGCAGCCCACAGGGUCCCUGGGCGGAGGGCAGGAGCAUCCAGUUGGAGUUGACAACAGGAGGCAGGUGAGGCCAGAGUCCCAGAGGGAGGGGGCUGCGGAGUUCUGGGACCCAGGGGAGCUGGCCCAGGAGGCUGGGCAGCUGAGGCAGGGAGGGAGGGAAAUAACUGUGCCUGAUUCUAGGACAGGGAUGGGGGUGCAGCACUGAUCCAGGACCCAGAAUGGAGGCAUCAUGGAGGGUCCCCGGGGAUGGCUGGUGGUCUGUGUGCUGGCCAUAUCGCUGGCCUCUAUGGUGACCGAGGACUUGUGCCGAGCACCAGACGGGAAGAAAGGGGAGGCAGGAAGACCCGGCAGACCGGGGCGGCCAGGCCUCAAGGGGGAGCAAGGGGAGCCGGGGACCCCUGGCAUCCGGACAGGCAUCCAAGGCCUUAAAGGUGACCAGGGGGAACCCGGGCCCUCUGGAAACCCCGGCAAGGUGGGCUACCCAGGGCCCAGCGGCCCCCUCGGGGCCCGUGGCAUCCCGGGAAUUAAAGGCACCAAGGGCAGCCCAGGAAACAUCAAGGACCAGCCGAGGCCAGCCUUCUCGGCCAUUCGGCGGAACCCCCCAAUGGGGGGCAACGUGGUCAUCUUCGACACGGUCAUAACCAACCAGGAAGAACCGUACCAGAACCACUCGGGCCGAUUCGUCUGCACUGUACCCGGCUACUACUACUUCACCUUCCAGGUGCUGUCCCAGUGGGAAAUCUGCCUGUCCAUCGUCUCCUCCUCAAGGGGCCAGGUCCGACGCUCCCUGGGCUUCUGUGACACCACCAACAAGGGGCUCUUCCAGGUGGUGUCAGGGGGCAUGGUGCUUCAGCUGCAGCAGGGUGACCAGGUCUGGGUUGAAAAAGACCCCAAAAAGGGUCACAUUUACCAGGGCUCUGAGGCCGACAGCGUCUUCAGCGGCUUCCUCAUCUUCCCAUCUGCCUGAGCCAGGGAAGGACCCCCUCCCCCACCCACCUCUCUGGCUUCCAUGCUCCGCCUGUAAAAUGGGGGCGCUAUUGCUUCAGCUGCUGAAGGGAGGGGGCUGGCUCUGAGAGCCCCAGGACUGGCUGCCCCGUGACACAUGCUCUAAGAAGCUCAUUUCUUAGACCUCUUCCUGGAAUAAACAUUUGUGUCUGUGUCUGCUGAA
Molecule: messenger RNA, 1345 nt
Organism: Gorilla gorilla gorilla (western lowland gorilla)
Lineage: Eukaryota; Metazoa; Chordata; Mammalia; Primates; Hominidae
Gene: C1QA
Product: complement C1q A chain
Exons: 3
Coding region: 407-1144 (245 amino acids)
Molecular function (GO): protein binding
Source: RefSeq, a predicted model, not a curated record